Messenger RNA from Serendipita indica DSM 11827, 1833 nucleotides. Lineage: Eukaryota; Fungi; Basidiomycota; Agaricomycetes; Sebacinales; Serendipitaceae. The record is from the annotation of a GenBank genome assembly.
AUGAGCAGCCCCCAGGUCAAUGGCACAACAACGCCAGCAAAUACAACGCAAAGGGCUCCUCCAGUUGUUGGAAUCAACUUUGGAAAUUCGUAUGCAUCCAUCGCCAUUUUGAACAAGGAUGGCGUGCCAGAUUGUAUCGCCAAUGAAGAUGGAGAGCGUCAGAUUGCUACUGCACUCUCUUUUCACGGCGAGGAAAUGUACAUUGGAAAUCAAGCAAAGCCGCAGCUUGUCAAGAAUUCUAAAAACACUAUAGUCGGAUUUAGGAAUCUCUUGGGCAAAUCCUAUGGAGAAGCCACAAGCAUGAAAUCCACGGCUGCACCGAUUGUAGAACAUAAGCAUGAACCUGCGUACACUGUCCAAGUGCUAGAACCCGCACCGGCCCCCCCAUCAAUCCAGCCAACGCCAAAGGGUUCUCAUGCACCCACUCCCUUGCAAUCGCCACCACCAGAAUUGGCAGAGCCCUCUUACAUCUCAAAGACGCUUACUGUUUCGGACGUUGCAUCGACUGUCCUGGGAUCCCUCGUCAACUCGGCAUCCGACUUUUUGGGUCAACGAAUCCAAGGCGCCGUUAUCACAGUCCCGGCUCGUUUCCCCCAAAAGGCACGGGACGCACUGAGUAAAGCUGCGGAGCAUGCGGGUGUUCAUGUCCUACAACUGCUAGACGAUGCCGCUGCUGCAUCUCUUGCUUAUUCCUCCCUCACCGCACACCCAACUGAAGACCGAACAUCUUUAAUUCUAGACCUGGGUGCUUCGUCCCUCGACUUGACAUUAUUGUCGACGAAGCAAGGUCUUGUCCAUUCACUAGCCUCGUCGCACAUCGCAGAUAUUGGAGGUGAUGCGAUUGACGAUAGGUUGAUCGCAUUCUUUGCCAAAGAGUUCACCAAGAAAACCAAAGUACCCCUCUCCCCAACCAGCUCAGAUCCAGCAGAUGUUCGUGCACUCACCAAGCUGCGGCUGGCUGUCGAGCACACCAAACGAACGCUCAGCGCCAGUCCUGGUGCGGCUUCGUGCAGCGUCGAAUCUCUAAAGGACGGCCUCGACUUUAGCGGAACCAUCAACCGGCUACGGUUCGACAUUGAAAUGAAGCCUAUCUAUACUGCAGUCUCUACCGAGGUCAAAAAGCUGCUCGAGUCGGCCAAUCUGGAUCCCGUGCUGCUAGACGAGGUCAUAUUGGUUGGAGGAACCGCGCUUCUGCCAGGUCUUUCUACGCAGCUAUCGACAGUGUUGGAAGAGUCGACCGAGAUUAGAGCGGAUAUCGACCCUUCACAGGUGUUGAGUCGGGGUGCUGCGGUACAAGCUGGGCUUCUCUUCAACCUAGGACCCAAUGAUCCCCUUCUAAAGGCAUUCCACGAGGACUGCAAAGCCUUGGACGCUCACGUCACGACAAAGCCCAUCAGCGCCUACUUCCCGUCUGAAGAAGGAUCCGAGGAGAUCUGCCUUCCCCUGAUCGCCUCGGAGACACCCCUUCCGGCUCGUCGAACUGUCUCCUUUGUUGCCCAACUUGCCGAGAAAGAGGGUGAGCAGGCGCUCGGCAUCGAAAUAUGGCAAGUCAACGAAACGGUCAAGGUCGAGAAGACGAAACUAGAAGUGGAUCCAGAAGAUGAGGAAGAGGAGGAACCCGAGGAGAUUGAGACAAGACACCGAGUAAUCGAGAAGGACGUUCAACUCGGUGCUUUGAAGAUGGACGUCGUCGGAUCGCGAGCAGGAAAGAAGAAAAAGGGGCCUCUACAGGCAACGAUUAUGCUGACCAUUGUGAUCAACCUUGACCACAGCGUAGAGGUCCUAGCCCACCAAAAGGAUAGCAGUGCUGCACCGGUGACACUGAAACUAUAA